Spathaspora passalidarum NRRL Y-27907 is the source of this 1174-nucleotide messenger RNA. RefSeq names its product Mfg1p (gene MFG1). The record is from RefSeq and is a predicted model, not a curated record. Lineage: Eukaryota; Fungi; Ascomycota; Pichiomycetes; Serinales; Debaryomycetaceae. The coding region runs from base 10 to 1026 and encodes 338 amino acids. The transcript has a single exon.
GGGAGAUUAAUGCCUACGUACUUUUCACCAUCUUCAGUCAUCAAGUUCACGACGGCUCCAACCCAAAAUAAGAAUGCCCUUCUUGAGAAAUCCGGAUUGAAACUUCCGUUUUUGGAUUUGGGCAAUGGCAUGAAUUCUCCUCAAAAUACAUCACAUCAGUUUGAACUAUCAUCAAUAGUAGCCUCAAGGUUUAUGCUUGCAUGUAUAGCUGCUAACAACGUGGUACGAUUUACAAUUUCGCUUCCCGGGUUGAAGUCUCAAGUCAUGAAUAACGGAUCGAUAUUUUUGAUGGCACGCAUGAUGAUCCAAUACAUCUAUAGUGAUGGGUCCAUUUCCAAUAUUAAUGGUAAUAUCCGAGUAUUAAUGGGGCGAGAUUUGGCGAUCGAAUGGGUGGAUUGUCAAUGCUUGAAUUAUCAAAGUUCGUUAGCAUUGAGUGGAUUGGAAAGAAAAUGGGCCAACUUUUUGGAUUCCAAGGCAAAAGAUCCAAAGAAGGGAGACAAGGAUUUCUUGAAUGACAUAUAUGAGAACACAGAGGCGGUAAAACUUUUUGCAUCGUCAGGAAUUCACCAAGACGCAAUGAGGAUCAUGCAAGUAGGUGACGUCAUGUCCAAUUUGAAAUCGCUCAUGGAGUUUGAUCAGGUGAACAAUAUCUCGUCACCCAUGAAAUCGUUGGAGUUAUACGUGUCGAGAAACAGUGGCCAAAUUGCCCUCCAAUCGCAACUAGCCCAGGCUCAAUUUCAAGCUCAAGUACAAGCCCAAGUUCACGCCAAGGCUCAAGCCCAAGCUCAAGCCCAAGCUCAAGCCCAUGCGGCCCAGGCUGCUCAGGCUGCUCAGGCACAAUUCCAAGCACAAGCAUAUCAAGUACAAAUGGCGGCCCAACAGGCGUCAUCGGCACCAGUACCAGUACCACAACAGAGCAGAAACUCAACGAUAUCGUCGCCUUCUCCACGUACUAUCCAUGCCGAGGACCCCAAGAAGAAACGAAAAGCCAGCACAACUAUAGCGGACAACAAGAGAAGAAAAUGAUAUGUCCCCCUCCUCACACCCCUCCCCCCUUUGUAGCAUUAUCGUACUGAAAAACAUUUAUUUCUUAACUAUCAAGACGUUUUAGUGGAUUAGAACUGUUCUUCGUAUUAAUUUGUAACUUAUAGUGAAUAAAUAUUCCUUACAUUGU